AUGAACAAAGGAUUGACCGCAGCUACAUGCGUCUCCUAUCAGCGACCAGCAUUCAUAUGGAUUUCCGACGGGCUCUUAGCCGACACUUUUGCUCGGUUUUGUCACCAGAAACGACAUGGCAGCAACGUUCCAGGCCCAUUGGAAGCUCAGCGACGAACCUCGAGGCGCAAAAACGCCAGUCUGGCCUACGUCGCUCAUAGUGCACCACAAGUUGACCCAGCCCUGAUUUUUACGCGCAGUCAGAACAUAGAUUGGUGGCACACUCCCACCAAGUGCGAGAAGCCAGGCGCACCUGUUCCUCACCUACAAGCUUGGCUCCUGCAAACCACUGGAUCAACAGAAGGCCUUUCGGAGCCCUUGAACGACGGCCCACCAAUACCACGGUUGCGACGCGAUGACCAGGACGAGCUCUCUCAAUGUCGCAGUCUGGCCGAAGUACAUGAAUGGCUGGCAAGACAGGAUACUAUGCUGCUUGAGAACGUGGAACUUGGCCAGUCCAUUUGGAGGCAUAUCCUGCAGACUCCCUUCUCUGGAGAGGAAAUUGCGGAAUAUAUCAGCGAUCCAAGUUUUCACCCUACAGGGACUUCCUACAUCGUUCAACUUCUGCCCACCUUACUCUCACAUACCUGGAGUGUAGGCGAUUGGAGACUUGUGCGAGACUCGACCGCGAGGGCUGCAGAGCUAGGUCUCGUCAAUCUUGAGGACUUGAGGACGAUUCUCGAUACUUUAUGCACUUCAGGCACAAUCGCGUUACGAAGCACAGAAGGAGAUCUCGUAGAAACUCGCAGAGAAAAACUUUAUUUGAUCUACGACAUCCUACGGUCUCUAAGAGGAUCAAAGAUUCUGCAGCUGUCCGAGCUUGGUUCGUCCUUCUUAUCAGAACUGUUUUCCAAACUGGGGAAGCUUGAUACUUCUGGACUGAGAAGAGCACUUACACCGAUCUUGUGGGAUCUUGUACCGUGGGGUCGGGCGAGCGAUGCAGCCGUAUUCAGUCAAAUCGUGGUUCGAUAUCUGAGGGAUGCCGGUCGGAACGCUCACAAGCAGGCUUCAGAUAGCUCAGCAGCAAUCUUGUUGAAGGAAGCACCUCUUCCUUUCCUGCGAAUGUUGUUCUUACAUACGACUGAGAACCUGAUCAAAUUGGCUCGGGAUAAGCCGACGAAUGCUUACAAACAUCUAUUCCGCCGUUGGAUCGAUCUCUUGGCCGACCUAGGAUUCUCCGGGGAGAAUGCACAACCCACAAGAAAUGAGUGGGCUAUCUACCAAAGGCACAAUAUUGACUUUACUCGGGAUCAGCGUAAGCUGAUCUUUGCUUGGACGGCUUUGCAUUUGACACAGCACAGCCGAAACUCACCACACCUACAAGUCCAACUGCGAGGUCAUCAUUUGUUUGGAAGAACGAUGAACUCGGUGUUUUUCGAUCAAGGCUUCAGUAAGGUGCAAUUCUAUGGAGAAGCUCAAUCAACACUCAAAAGCCUAGCUCUUCCAAACAAGUCAGUUCUUCUCGAUGAGCUUGAACUACUUACAUCGGUGUUAGGAGCUCCUGAAAGCUCGAAUUCCUCUGAAUGUCAAGUUGGGGAGUCUUUACCAUACGACUUGGCUCUAGUCCUCGAAGACCGAGUCUACAAGCACAAACGCCGACGUCUCCAUUUCAAUGGCGCUCUCGAAGAGCUGGGGGAAUGCCUCAAUCACGAUUUGGCCGGCUUUUGCUCCAUGUCCCGUCGCCUGAUCCACAAGAACGACGCUUCAUUUGAUAUCAUUACAAGGCUACUGGAAUGCAACGGUCCUCUCAAGGCAGCUUUGUCGAGAAGCUUCCGCCAGGAUCAAGCGGGAGAACGAGGCUCACGAAACAGCAACGCUUUUCUUCCAGUGCCGGAGUCCGGAUGCACCCAAACCAUGCUUGUGCCGUCUCAGGCUCUGGCCUUGGUCAAUCAUCUCGCCAUCUCCUUUGCGACAGCCCCUGUUGCUAGGCCUCGACGAGCAUUGAGACGAGUCUAUUGGUGUUACCGGUUCCUUCACCGCUAUGGCGCUCCAAUACAGGCCGAUGUUACGAAAGCUUUGUGGCAUGCCGGCGUGGCGCGGAUAGGUGAGUUUGGGUAUGGAGAUUUUGGUACGGCCAAAUCCCUGUUAAAGUGGAUCAUAUGGCAAGUCAGGCUUGUGGAAGGUGACGACGUAGCAGCCCAAUUACUUUGGAGUCGCAGCUAUCGUUCAGAGCGACGAGCUGAAGUAACGGCGCUCGCUGAGCCUACCGGUCAAGCCCAAGCGAAUAGUGGUAUGACUAGUGACGUGAGGCGGGCGCUAAACGAGGUCGACCGCCCGCAUUUAAGCGCGUCGAGAUUCGAUGCAGGAUGCAUUCGCGGUCUUCCUAGCGCCAACGCGGAACACAGCCCCGUGCACCAGCAACCAAGACAAGAGUCGGGCACCAGAGCAGACACAUGCACAGGUUUGGAGGGUAAAGUUCAGCUGCAGCUGACCGGCGGUGGCGAUGCGCUCGAAAAGAUCAGCGGGGUUGAACUAGCCAGUCAUGCAAAUGUGAUGGAAGUCGACGCUUCUACGACCGCCAUCACCACCAACCCGGUCACCGAGAGGAGAAUGCGUGACUUGAUGGUCCUGCGGAAAAUACGACAUGUCAAGAUGACUGACAUGGUAGCUAAACCUUUUUGGUACACCAAGCAAGAGCGCCGGAUGGAUUGGGAGAGAAGGGCAACGGCCGCGCAAAUGCAAAAGGUCAUUUAG
Molecule: messenger RNA, 2733 nt
Organism: Exophiala spinifera
Lineage: Eukaryota; Fungi; Ascomycota; Eurotiomycetes; Chaetothyriales; Herpotrichiellaceae
Exons: 2
Coding region: 1-2733 (910 amino acids)
Source: RefSeq, a predicted model, not a curated record